Pollicipes pollicipes is the source of this 3243-nucleotide messenger RNA. Its product is annotated as F-box only protein 21-like. The coding region runs from base 98 to 2212 and encodes 704 amino acids. Gene Ontology annotation, molecular function: protein binding; DNA binding. The transcript has 11 exons. The record is from RefSeq and is a predicted model, not a curated record. NCBI's taxonomy places the organism in Eukaryota, Metazoa, Arthropoda, Thecostraca, Pollicipedomorpha, Pollicipedidae.
ACUCGUGUGUGUUCUCAUCCAUGCGAAGCUGAAUUUGCUGUGCUUGUAAUCUACUCUCGAUAUUUGAGACGGCGCACGUGGUUGUUGAACGCUGCUGAUGGAUGCUACGGAGUUUUCGAAUGAGAAGAAAGUGAUGCAUUGGCUCAGUGGAGAGCAGAAUGCGGAGACAUCUCUGCUUUCCCUGCCAACGGAAAUUUUGGAACAUAUCUUGUGUUUCCUGAGCGUAGAAGAUCUUGCUUCUGUGUCACAAGUGAGCAAGAGGCUUAAUGAUGUCCAUACUUCAGAGAAAGUAUGGAGAUUUGGAUUUAAGUCCAGGUACCCGCGCUUGUUGCAGCCCUCGUGCCGACCUGCCCUGCUGCGCGUGUUUGAGCGGUGCGGCCGCAGCUGGCGGCGUACUGCGAGGUUCCGCGCCUCGGCUGGCCACCACCUGCGCACGGCUCUAGCCAAGAUGGCCGACAGAUGCUACUCAGUCGACUACCUGCCGGACCCCGCUAUGGAGGAGUUCCGCAAGCUGGUGCCCGUCCAUGGUACCCUGUUUUAUCGGGAUGCGCUACUGGAGGUCAUCUAUCCCCGCCAACACUGCCCGGAUGAUGACCUGUCUCUGCGCUACUAUGCGCGGAUGCUGUUCCGCGAGAUCCAGCGAGACGUCGUGCUGCUGCCCAUGUUCCGGGAGUACAUGCAGCGCCCAGCGCAGCAUGUGAACGUGCCCGAAGCCUUUUAUCUGAUGAGCCUCUGGAUGGUCCCGGAGCAAACCAACAACCGAGAGUCCAGUCUUAAGACCUGCUACAUCAAGAUCGCCGGCCUGGUUUUGGACGAGCUGCGUCGGAAGCUCCCGGAACAUCCGGCCGCCGCCUGGGAUACGUGCAAAAAGAACCCGUUCGGACCUACGCUGUGGACGGAUGACCAGACACUGAUGCUCCUGGACGUGCUGAACAUCGUGCUGUAUGAUCAGCUUGCCCUGAUGAAGGAUGGAGAGCCGGAGGACGCACCGGCUGCCGGGCUGAGCACACUGGUGCUCUACCUUCGUCGCCACCUCCACUGUGCCGGCUCCGGGACGCAGACUGUAAUGGGGACGGUCUACUCCUCGGUAGCUGGCAUGCUGGGUGUCAACCUCCACAACGUGCAGUUCCCGCAUAGCUCGAUGAUCUGCUGGCACCAAACGGACAGUGAAGAGUACCUGUUCAUCGACGUUGUCCGUCGCGGCAUGCAGCUAUCCAGAGAGCAGGUGUUGGAGGAGUUGAAUGCUGUACAUCCGGACAUGGACCUUCAGAUGCUGGAACCCUUUCCCAGAGCAGGGCUGCUGGGCCGCCUGAUCAAUGGCGCCACCCAUCCGGAUGGCCGCCGGCCAGGAACUGGCUUCGACCUGGCCUCGUUUGAGACACUGGCCUGCUGGGCUCGCAGCGACUGCCGCCUGGACAUGGCUGCGCUCGACGACCUGAUGUCCGCCCUGGCUCGUACCAGACCCAUGUACACACGCCGCCUGCUGCAGCAAUUCGUCCAGGCUAACGGCAUGUUACUGGCGGAGAACGAGAGGCGUGGCUUGGAAGUACUCAUGAAGCACUUCAAGAGGAUGUACAAACGGCUGGCGCGCUCCCUGGAUGAACAAGAGGCCAAAGUCCAGGAACUGGUGAGCCUCCGCGCGGCGGACCGAGUAGCGGGCGACUAUCCGAGGCAGUUCGGCGUCGGUGACGUCGUCACGUACGGCGACGAGCGCCUGGCAGUGGUGUACGGGUGCUCACCAUACUACGAGGCCUCACAGGACUGGAUAGCACACAGUCGCGUCUGCUCCGGACUUCAGCGGGGAGAAAAGCAACCUUUCUACAACUUGCUGAUGGAGGGUGACCGUUUCGGAUACAUGGCUGAAGAGGAGCUGCAACUGGCCCCAGAUCCUCAGCCUAUCGAUCAUCAGGAGGUGGGACGCUUCUUCACCCGAUUCGACGGGGAGCGGUACGAGCCGAUCGCUCCGCUGGCCAUUCUCUUCCCGGAGCCUUGGAGUGAGCAUGAGACAAAAACGAGCUUCGUCAAGUCUCGGAUAGAUGGCAGCGACAGCGACUGGGAAGACGACGUCGAGGAUGCAGAGGAAGAAUGGAGACCGGCACCUCCUACAGUGUGGAUGGGCGUUUGGCCAGAGAUCCUUCCCGAGGACUCAGAUGAUGAGGAGGACACUGAUGGUGUUGCCGUGGCCGGUGACGGUGGCCCGGUGGGCCACUGAUGGGUGCGUUGUGGCUGUGCGUAAAGUCACAGGGGUGUUCUGAAUAGCUCAGUUGCCUCAGUUACUCUGUAUGGCUGUACAUAUGUGUAUAUUCUUGUGCAGGUGUUUUGUUUGCAUCUAAUCAGUGGCAUUUCUCCGUGAUUUCUCACGCUGUAUUGACGCCGUCUAUCCUGGGCAGUCGGUACUCGCAGACAUAGCUUCAUGGUGCUUUUUCUCAGGUCCCUUCAUUUGCAGGUGAUAAUUUUCUGUGUCAUCGGUUGUUUACGUGAUGCCAGCUUGAGAAAUAUGUGCAUGUGCCACCUGUAUGUUUGUUUGUAUCAUAUGAGUGACAUGUGACGAGUGAUUUCGUACCUGGCAUGCAGUUGUGGCUGUGCGAAAGCUCCGUGUUAUUUAGCAACUUGUUAAUGCAUUAAAAUGUGUCCAUUGCUAUGUUCAUUGCUAUGCUCAGGCAUUGAAAUGUGUUCAUUGCUGGGUCAUCAUGGGCUAUUGCUUACAUACCUGUGAUGUUUUCAAGUUUUGUGCCUUCACUCACGCCGAUAAUUAUCUCGUGUUUGUCUACAUGUAUCGGCGGUAGGUAGGCACUCAAUGGUUGCGGAUGUAGCGUCAUGAUCCUGUUUCUCAGGCCCCUACAUUUGUAUGUACAGUUUUGUGCCUUCAUUCACGCCGAUAAUUAUCUCCUGUUUAUCUACAUGUAUCGGCGGUAGGUAGGCACUCAAUGGUUGCGGAUGUAGCGUCAUGAUCCCGUUUCUCAGGCCCCUACAUUUGUAUGUGAUAAUUUUCUGUGCCAUCGGUUUUGUAUGUGAUGCCAGCUUUAGAAGUGUGCGCAUGUGUCAUGUGUGCAUUUAUCUGUGUGAUAUGAGUGAUAUGUUACAAGUGAUUUGAUCCUUGGCUGUGGGAAAGCUCAUCAGUGAUGUGUAGUCAAUUGCUCAGGCGUUGAAAUGUGUUCAUUGCUGUGCCUUAGGUCAUCAUGGACUAUUGCAUAGCUGUGAUAUGUUCGCAAGUCUUGUGCCUUCAUUUUCGCGAGAAUUGUA